GGUCAAUAGUCAGCAGUCAUGCCAUCUGCAAGCGACAUUGUCACGCUAAUCAGCUCGCUCGUAUUGCGAGGGAGCAUCUAUGUGUUUCUGAGAUGGAUUCCUACCACGGCCGUUCCGCCGCUUGCAGCAGCACUGGCGCUCAUCUACAUCCCCUCCUUCUUCAGCAGCUUCCAGGACACGGCCCAGUACCAGGUCAUAUCUGACGAACUCGACAUCAUUGUAAAGGAAACCGUGUCGCGUGACGAUGACAGCGAGGAGGUAGAGCUCAUCGACGGCGCCGAGGAUGGGCCGCUGGAAGAGCUGGAUGUGCAGGAGACGGUACUCUACGAGGAGCGCGAGCCCAAGAUCUUGAGGACGCUGCUGACCGGACUUCCGAGCCCCUCAUCAGCCUUCUGGAGCUGGGUCACGUUCGGCAUCAACAUGGCUUUGCUGGCCAUGACGCUCGACGUCGUCUACCGCGCUCCGCUUCUCCACCCGUGCCACGACGCGUCGUUCGGACGCGUCGGGUACGUGUCGGACCACAGCGCGAACAUCCUGGUGAGAGAGCCAUAUGCCUUCGACGUCAAGGUCCUCUACAGGUCGCUCGACGAGCCGGAUCGCUCCUGGAUGCACACAACACUGCAUGCAAGCCAGCCGGAUGAGUGGUUGACACGUGAGACCGACUUCACCACUGUCAUGAGCCUCGACCGUCUGCGUUCUGACACGCCGUACGAAUAUGUCAUCGAGACGUCUAGCGGAAACAAGACGGGUACCUUCACGACUGCGCCGCGGCCCGGACGCUUGUCUCUGCUCAAGGAGAACAAAUACACGUUUGUGCACUCGAGCUGCAUCAAGCCACGCGUGCCUUACACGCCCUUUCAACACCCACUCGAGUUCCCCGGCAUGAAGCAUCUAGCCAAAUGGUUACCUGAGCUCAAGCCUUACUUUAUGCUUUUCCUCGGCGACUUCAUCUACGUAGACGUUCCACACCGCCAAGGAAAAGAUGCGGAGACGUACAGACGUGAGUAUCGCCAAGUUUACUCAUCGCCGUCCUGGCCCGCGGUCAGCAACAAUUUGCCCUGGAUCCAUGUCAUCGACGACCACGAGAUCCAGAACGACUGGAGUGGGAAUAUGACCGGUGUCGCUGUUCCCGCCUACGAUGCCUUCCACCACUACAACGCAGCCCCCAAUCCACCUCCACACCGCAAAGGCCACACCUACUUCUCCUUUACGCAAGGUCCAGCCGAUUUCUUCCUCCUUGACACGAGGCGCUACCGCAGUCCUGAGACAAGUGACCCCAACGACGAAUCGAAGACGAUGCUUGGUGAACAACAGCUCUCGGAUCUGCUGGCGUGGAUUCACAAAACGCCGCCGCAGGGUGUACAUUGGAAGAUUAUUGUAACCGGCAUCCCCUUCACCAAGAACUGGCAAUUUGGCUCUGAAGACACAUGGGGCGGUUACCUACACGAGCGCCGUAGGAUCCUCGAAGCUAGCUGGGACCUUUCGUCAUCGUCGGAUAUUGGCGUUGUUCUCCUUAGUGGAGAUCGCCACGAGUUUGCCGCUACCGCGUUCCCGCCGCCCAAAAACUCCAAAUGGCCGGUAAGCGCGACGGUGCAUGAGUUCAGCACGAGCCCGUUGAGCAUGUUUUACCUACCGGUGAGGACGUACAAGGAGAUUGAUGACGAGGAUGUGUGCAUCAAGUACUUGCCUGAUGGGAACAGCAAAUUUGGCGCUGUGGAGGUAACGACCCCGCAGCAUGGCGAGCAGAGUUUUCUGAAUUACCGGCUGUUUGUUGAUGGGAGAGAGGUGUGGACGCACGUCAUCUCUACGCCACCCGUGAGGGAAGGCAGUCAAAGAGCGAGGGAUGCCGUUUGGGGAUAGAGUGUAUUCACGGCAGGAAUCAGAUUGAAAUCAGGUGCUUAACAAGACGAGAAAUUGCUUUAGGGUGGCGCACGGGAUAUAUCAGGAGUAAGUGGGUAGUUUGCACGGCUGCUGCAACCCGACCAUGGGAAUAUCUAGCGUUUGAGGAAUUGUCACCGGACAGAAAGAAUCUAUUCACAACAGAAUGGAAUGGCAGGACUUGCAGAGGACUUGUCAAGUUUGAAUCAUGCAGUGUUUGAAAUGUGCUGUAUGACUCCAUUGUACUUUGACAAAGCUA
Messenger RNA from Dothidotthia symphoricarpi CBS 119687, 2137 nucleotides. RefSeq names its product alkaline phosphatase family protein-like protein. Lineage: Eukaryota; Fungi; Ascomycota; Dothideomycetes; Pleosporales; Dothidotthiaceae. The transcript has 3 exons. The record is from RefSeq and is a predicted model, not a curated record. The coding region runs from base 19 to 1860 and encodes 613 amino acids.